AUUUGCAGUUACAGAGUACAGGAUACAGAGUGCAGAGUAAAUUUCGGAACAUGGUCAUGCUUACGUCUGUUCCAAUUCUUAGUUCUAACCUUAAAUUGCCUUAAAUGUAUAGUUGAUUAAUUUAAAGAUUUAAACAUAUGGCACAAUCAAACUAUUACGACGAGGUGGAAAUCGAGGAUUUCGAGUACGACGAGGACGAAGGAAUUUACUAUUAUCCAUGUCCGUGUGGCGAUCAAUUUCAAAUAUCUCUUGCCGAUCUGGCUAGCGGCGAGGAAGAAGUCACAUGUCCUUCCUGCUCUCUCGUGAUUAAGGUGAUUUAUGAUAAAGAGUUAUUUCGCGCUAAGCAAGAAGAAGUUGAAAAAAAGAGCGAAAAGAAGGAAUUGAUAGCGCAAAAAGUUUAAAGUUUAAACAAAAUUAUUUUUGAGAUAUUUGAG
This is a messenger RNA of Formica exsecta, 434 nucleotides long. It is a transcript of the gene Dph3, whose product is annotated as DPH3 homolog. Gene Ontology annotation, molecular function: metal ion binding. The coding region runs from base 138 to 401 and encodes 87 amino acids. Gene Ontology annotation, biological process: protein histidyl modification to diphthamide. The transcript has a single exon. The record is from RefSeq and is a predicted model, not a curated record. Lineage: Eukaryota; Metazoa; Arthropoda; Insecta; Hymenoptera; Formicidae.